AUGGGAAAGGGGAAAAGAAGGAGCAAAACCGCCGCCGCCGCCAUAUAUCAGUCUCUGCCGCCGCAACAUAAAAAAGUUCCCUCGAAAACGGUCGAAAUCUCUGGCGAUUCCGAUGACCACUCCCUACAUAUUCCUCUACCGCCGUCUCCGUCGACUUCCGAUUGCCCCAUUUACAAACAGCUUAUCAAACUAGGGUUUUAUUUGAAGAGAGAAAAAGUUGAUGAUUGUCUUCGCCAACUAGGGGAUUCGAUAAAUGGCUUGAAUGACCUCGAAAAGGCUGACAUCUGUUACCGGAAGUUUCUGUUUACCGAUCUCAACUCUUGUGGUAGCGGUUUCAAUUUAUUAAUAUCUGCAAUUUACUGUUUCAAUUCUGUUGAUGUAUUGGGAGGAGGAUUAGUUGAUGAUGACAACACUCAUACUGUCCAAGCUCCUCCUGUGUCCAUGCCCUACUCAUGUAGUUUUGACACUCAUAUCCAAGCAAGCAAUGGUUUUGCUGGUAACUUACGGAAUACAAAAGCUAAUAAGGAUGGAGUACCUCCUAUGUCCAGGCCCUACAAAUUACCUGAUUUUCCCGUAACAGAAGGCUACAGCAAAACAAGUGGACUGGUUGGAGCAGAUAAAGCUGGGUAUUUGUUGGUUGAUCUUUUAAAGGAAAAUAAUGUUGAUACAUCUGGCAUGCGGGUUGAUUUUGAUUAUAAUGUCAGCACCAAAUUGGCUUAUGUUUCACUUAGAGCUGAUGACGACGUGCGCGAGUGGUCGUUUUCCAGUACUCCUGUUGCUGCUAAUAUGCUUCUGUAUGAGUCAGAGCUUGAUCGUAAACUCAUCAAGAAGGCUAAAAUAUUCCAUUAUGGUUCCAUCGGUUUGAUUUAUGAGCAAUGCAAGACGUCUUUUCUUGCUGCCUUGAGAUUUGCUAAAACCUGUGAUUGCAUUCUCUCGUAUGAUCCGAAAUUGAAAUUGGCACUAUGGCCAUCAGCCGAGGUUGCUCGAGAGGGUAUAAUGAGCAUAUGGAAUCUAGCCGAUGUCAUAAAGAUCAGCAAAGAUGAGAUCACUCAUUUGAUUGAUGCUGGUGAUCCUUGUGAUGAUGAUGAUGUAAUAAAAAAGCUUUUUCACCCUACUCUCAAGCUUCUAAUUGUUACCGGUGGGUCGGAGGGUUGUAGAUAUUACACCAACGAUUUUAAGGGCAAAGUUAGAGGUUUAAAUGUUGAACCUGUUGACACAACUGGUGCUGGUGAUGCAUUUGUUAGUGGGAUUCUCUACUACAUAGCUUCUGACCCAAGUAUUUUCAAGGAUGAGAAACGUCUCCGGAAGGCGUUAUAUUUCGCCAGUGUAUGUGGCGCGAUCAUGGUGACCCAGAGAGGGGCAAUUUCUGCAUUACCUACAAAAGAUGAUGUCCUGCAAUCUGUGUUGUCAAUAGCGGCCGAACACGGCGCGAAGCGGCCAAAAACAACAAAGCGCGACGCAGCGCUCCAACACGGAGCAUUUGGAGAAAGCGUAUGAAGCGGGCGCAAUUGCAGGCAAAAGCGGGCGUGAUGCGGGUCAAAGCGGGCGCUUUUGACAACCCUGUGUAAAAUACUAGAUUUCCCUUCAUUUAAAACCGUUUUAAGGGUCAUUUUUGUAAUUUUCAAAACCCUAACUAUUACUCUUCUCCACCAGAGCCAAAUACACAGCCACAAACUCAACUUCUUCAUCGUACCAAC
Medicago truncatula (barrel medic) is the source of this 1697-nucleotide messenger RNA. RefSeq names its product probable fructokinase-7. Gene Ontology annotation, biological process: fructose metabolic process. Gene Ontology annotation, cellular component: cytosol. The coding region runs from base 1 to 1497 and encodes 498 amino acids. The record is from RefSeq and is a predicted model, not a curated record. The transcript is spliced from 6 exons. NCBI's taxonomy places the organism in Eukaryota, Viridiplantae, Streptophyta, Magnoliopsida, Fabales, Fabaceae. Gene Ontology annotation, molecular function: fructokinase activity.